Messenger RNA from Cucurbita maxima (winter squash), 2080 nucleotides. RefSeq names its product probable nucleoredoxin 3. Bases 826 to 2010 code for a protein of 394 amino acids. The record is from RefSeq and is a predicted model, not a curated record. The transcript is spliced from 5 exons. NCBI's taxonomy places the organism in Eukaryota, Viridiplantae, Streptophyta, Magnoliopsida, Cucurbitales, Cucurbitaceae.
GAAGAACCUGAAACUUUGCAUCAAUUUGAAGAACCAGCACACAUUCUCUGGAAAUCGCUUCCUCCAACUCCGUGAUCGAUCAUCAACUGCCUUGUGAUUCGAGUUUUGAUCUUCUCAUUUAGAAUGCAAAUUAUUAGCAUCCAUCAUCUAUUUAGCUACGAUCAUGAUUGAUUAUGCUCUCUCCCUCUUUCCCUAUGGAAAUUUUUCUGUUAAAUCCAAACUAGAAAGAAAAUCGCAUUCUAUCGUUUUAUAAUCUGUUUCGCUUUCUCUCGCUCUAAAAUUGUUUUUCCUUUUCUUUAGGUUUCUUAUCUAGAAUAAUUUAUUUUUGGUUUUAACGGUAUUCUUUCCAAAGCUGCAAUAUUAUCUAGAUGUUUUUUCUUCCAAAUGUUUCAAAACUAUACUUGAUGUCGAAAUCUAUUAGAAUUUUAAAUGAAAAUUGAGAUUUGAAAUGAGUGUGGUAGUGCUCGAGUCCUAAUUUCCGUUCCAUAUCUCAAUUUUGGUUCAACGUUCUAUUCCUUAUCUAUUCCUACUCCAAUUUCGAUGAUAGUUUUGAAACGUUUUCGAUGAUCAAGAUAAUAUUGCAACUUCUUUGAAACGAUGAACAUGUAAAAGUUUGAAGAUAUGUGUGUAUAUUUAUUUGUAAUUUAGCUUAUGAUAUGCAAUCCUUUUGAAGAGAGAAAAAGACAGAAGAAAGCAUAAGAAAGAAAGGAAAAGAAUUCCAACAUGCUUUGGUGUUUGUAUCCAUUCAAUCUCCUGAUAUGGCAUGUCACUGUCUUGGCCUUGGGGACUGAAGAACCUUUUUCUUUGUGAGACAUUAAAGUUCUAAUGGCAGGGCCUGAUUAUCAAGCCAAUCAGGAAAAGAAUGAUCUUCUGCAGAUUUUGGCAGCUCAAGGGGUUGAAUUCCUUCUCUCUGGUCAAGAAAAGGUGUCUCCAAUAAUAUGUGCAGGGAAGAUGAUUUGCCUGUUCUUUUCUGCAAACUGGUGUAGACCUUGCAGGACUUUCACUCCACUGUUGGUUCAACUCUAUAACACUCUGCAAAAGAGAGAUGAAAAGCUAGAGAUUAUAUUCAUCUCUUUGGACCAUGAUAAGAAUGAAUUUGAACAAUACCUCCAGACCAUGCCAUGGCUCGCUGCACCAUACGACACCGAGCUGCAGAAACAAUUGUGCGACAAGUACCAUGUCGAUCGUAUCCCGUCAUUCGUUCCACUUUGUGGAGAUGGGAUUUCAAAACAAGAUGACUUGAUUGGCUUUAUUGAAGAUUAUGGUGCUGAAGCAUUUCCGUUUACAAGGAAGAGGAGACAAGAACUUAAGGCAAUGGACCGUGCCAAGCGUGUCGAAGGAAGACUCGAAGACCUCUUGGGAAACAGAGGACUUAACUAUGUUAUUUCCAGACAUGGAGGAAAGUUCAUCUCAUUGCAGACACCAAUAUCUCAGCUAGUUGGUAAGACAAUAGGCCUUUAUUUUGGUGCAUAUUGGAGCCCUCCAAGUCGUUCAUUCACAGCAAAACUUUCCAAAGUAUACAAGGAAAUCAUGGACAAAACAGAAGAUCACUCUUUAGAAGUAAUCUUGGUAUCCACAGACCGAAACCUCGUCGAGUUCAAACUCAACGUAGCAGACAUGCCAUGGCUUGCAAUCCCCUAUGAGGACGAGAGCCAGCAAGAGCUCUACAGGAUCUUCGACGUCAAGACGAUUCCGACACUAGUCCUGAUCGGGGCCGACGGAAAGCCAGCGAGCGAGAACGGGAGAGGCUUGGUUUGCUUGUAUGGAGCAGAGGCAUUCCCAUUUACAGAAGAAAGAAUAGAGGAAUUGGAAGCAGCGGUGAAAAAGGAAGGGGAGGAAUUGGCUUCAAAGGUGGAGGAUAUAAAGCAUGAACAUGUGCUGAAAUUGGAGUUGGCGAAAGCCUAUGUGUGUGAUUUUUGCAAAAGGCAAGGCAGGUUUUGGGCAUUUUCUUGUGAUGCUUGUGAUUAUGAUCUUCAUCCAAGUUGUGUUCACCUCAUUAGCAAUGUAUAAAAGUAGUCAUAAAGUUUGAAGAAACUCAAAACUAAAUUAAAUAAGUUAUGAUUAUUUUUUUAAUUUUUAA